GGUACGUUUAUUAAACUUGUUUCUGUCGAAAUGCUAGCAGCACCGUUAUACGACUCUCGGAGCUAAGUAGCUGACUACACAAAGUCGCGUGCACUCUCACUCUCGCACUCGCAAAACCUUUCGAAGCAAAAACCCCUGCCACGAUGGCGAGGCAACAACACAAGAAAGAUGUCGCUUCCGAUCUUGUUGCCUUCCUCAAUGCUUCUCCAACUGCUUUUCACGCCGUCGAGGAGGCGAUGAACCGUUUGCGAAGCGCAGGUUUUGACCAGCUUUCGGAAAAGGAAGUUUGGAAUUUGAAAGCUGGAAAAAAGUACUUCUUCACCAGGAAUCACUCUACCAUCGUCGCUUUUGCCAUUGGUCAGAGAUAUGUUGCUGGAAAUGGUUUCCACAUUGUGGGUGCUCAUACUGAUAGCCCUUGUCUCAAACUCAAGCCCGUCACCAAGGUGACUAAAGGUGGAUAUUUGGAGGUUGGGGUUCAGACGUAUGGUGGUGGCUUGUGGCAUACAUGGUUUGAUAGGGACUUGACCAUUGCUGGGAGGGUAAUCAUUCGAGAAAGAAAAGAGGGUUCUGCCUCUUCUUAUGCGCAUCGGCUUGUUAGAAUUGAGGAACCAAUAAUGAGGAUCCCUACUUUGGCUAUUCACUUGGACAGGAAUGUUAAUAGUGAUGGAUUCAAACCUAAUGCUCAGUCUCAUCUUCUUCCUGUCUUGGCUACUUCAGUGAAGGCAGAGCUGAAUAAAGCUGUCCCUGAAAAUGAUUCAACUGAAAGUGGAAAGAAAGCAAAUGAUAAAACUGACACUACCAAUACUAAACACCAUUCUCUUCUACUGCAGUUGCUUGCAAGCAAGCUUGGGUGUGAACCAGAAGACAUUUGUGAUUUUGAAUUGCAAGCUUGUGAUACCCAACCAAGUGUAAUUGCUGGAGCUGCACAGGAAUUCAUAUUUUCAGGACGGCUUGAUAACCUCUGCAUGUCAUUUUGCUCCUUGAAGGCAUUGAUAGAUGCUACAUCCUCUGAAACCAGUCUCGAAGAAGAGACUGGUGUUAGAAUGGUAGCUUUGUUUGAUCAUGAAGAAUGUGGGUCUAAUUCUGCCCAAGGAGCUGGCUCUCCAGUCAUGCUAGAUGCUGUAUCCCGGGUUACAAAUUCCUUUAGGUCAGAUACCCAGAUGCUUGAGAAAGCUAUUCAGAGAAGCUUCCUUGUUUCUGCUGAUAUGGCGCAUGCACUACACCCCAAUUACAUGGACAAACAUGAAGAGAACCAUCAGCCUAAAUUGCAUGGAGGGCUUGUCAUUAAACACAAUGCAAAUCAAAGAUAUGCCACUAAUGCAGUCACAUCCUUCAUAUUCAGGGAGAUAGCAUCAGUGCAUAAGCUUCCUGUACAGGACUUUGUGGUUCGCAAUGACACGGCUUGCGGUUCAACCAUUGGCCCCAUUCUUGCAAGCGGCGUGGGCAUUCGUACUGUUGAUGUAGGUGCACCGCAGUUGUCAAUGCAUAGCAUACGAGAAAUGUGUGCUAUAGAUGAUGUCAAGCAUUCCUAUGAGCAUUUCAAGGCCUUUUUUGAAGAAUUCUCUCAACUCGAUGCAAAGAUUGUCGUGGACAUAUAGGUAUCUUUCAUUGAAGAAUUGAUCAUCAAUCUUGUGCUUUAGGUGAUGUUGUUAAUGGACUGAUCACUUGCAAUUUGGAUAUUAAUAUAAGACUCAUACUGUUCUAUAGAUGAAAAAUCCUAAAUAACACCAGAGUAAUAGAUUCAGUGAAUUCAAUAUAAAAAGUUGCCUCAAACGUGCAUGCAUCUUUUGUACCUUAA
Molecule: messenger RNA, 1798 nt
Organism: Arachis ipaensis
Lineage: Eukaryota; Viridiplantae; Streptophyta; Magnoliopsida; Fabales; Fabaceae
Product: Zn-dependent exopeptidases superfamily protein
Biological process (GO): proteolysis
Molecular function (GO): zinc ion binding; aminopeptidase activity
Source: RefSeq, a predicted model, not a curated record